AUUUCCAAGAACUUAGCAACUAUAAUGAUGAUCUCAUCACUAAAUCCCUUAUUCACUACCCACAGAAGUGGUGUUAUAGCCCAACAAUUUUUUGCAUCUUCAGCUGCAGCCUCAAUUAACAGUGUCUCAUCUCUUAAAAUCGCAGCAUGCAGCAAAACAAAGCUUGUUGAUCAGUCACCAUUAAGACAAUCAGGAAACCACCAGCUUCUGAGUUGGGAUUUCAAUCAUUUGCAGUCACUAAGGAAUGACUAUGCUGAGGAAAAGUACGUAAGUCGGUGUGAAGUGCUUAAGGAGCAAGUGAAGAUGAUGCUAGAUCAAGAAAUGGAGGUGGUAAAUCAGUUAGAGUUAAUUGACGACUUACAACGGCUUGGAUUAUCUUACCAUUUUGGAGACGAAAUCACCUCAGUUUUAAGUGGAAUUUACAAACGGAAGUCGAUGAAUAAAAUGCGGAACCAAUGGGGAUUAUAUGCAACAUGUCUUGAGUUCAGACUCCUUAGGCAGCAUGGUUUUGAUGUCUCUCAAGAGAUUUUUGAUUGUUUCAAGGAUGAAAAAGGGGAUUUUAGGCCUAGUCUUUGCGAGGAUUCGAAGGGAAUGCUGUACUUGUAUGAAGCUUCAUACCUCGAAUCAGAAAAUGAAGAGAGCAAUCUGGAAAUGGCAGGAAAGUUUGCUGCAAAAACUCUUAAGAAGAAUUUAGAUGAAAAGAGAGUUGAUCAAGACCUUGUAGCAUUAGUUCAACAUGCCCUGGAGCUUCCACUCCAUUGGAGGAUGAUGCGUUUGGAGGCAAGGUGGUUCAUAGACAUAUACGAGGAAAGAUCAAACAGGAAUCCUAUUCUGCUUGAGCUUGCAAAACUAGAUUUUAAUAUUGUCCAAGCAGCACAUCAGAAUGAUCUCACAUCUACAUUAAGAUGGUGGAGAAGUACAUGUCUAGCAGAAAAAUUGACAUUUGCCAGGGACAUGAUGGUAGAAAAUUUCUUCUGGACUGUCGGAAUAAUUUCAGACCCUCAACAUGGAAAUGGUAGAAGACUAUUGACAAAAGUUGUUGCUUUGAUAACUGCUAUAGAUGAUAUAUAUGAUUGUUAUGGUACUUUGGAUGAACUGGAAAUCUUCACUACUGCUGUUGAAAGAUGGGAUGUCAACUCAAUUGAUCAACUUCCAGAUUGCAUGAAAAUAUGUUUUCUUGCACUCUACAACUUUGUCAAUGAAAUGGCCUAUGAUGCUCUAAAAGAACAAGGAGUCAACAUCAUCCCAUACCUAAGAAAAUCAUGGGCCGAUUUAUGCAAAGCAUACUUGCAAGAGGCAAAAUGGUUUUUCAGUGGAGAAGUACCAACCCUACAGCAAUACCUCAAUAAUGCCUGGAUUUCAAUAUCAGCUCCAGCAUUUCUAGUCCAUGCUUAUUUUUGUGUUGAUUAUCCCAUCAACAAGGAUCACCUGCAAUACUUGGAUAACUAUCACAAGAUUAUUCGUUGUUCAGCAAUGAUUUUACGGCUCACAAAUGAUUUAGGAACAUCUCCAGAAUCGGAGGUGUUGAAUGUCGGUGAUGUACCAAAAUCGAUACGAUGCUAUAUGAAGGAGACAGGUGCAUGUGAAGAAAAGGCACGGGAACACCUAAGGUUUCUGAUCAUUGAGGCAUGGAAGCAAAUGGAAGAAGCUCAAACUUUAGACUCUCCCUUUUCUUCUACAUUUAAUGGAAUUGCAGUUAAUCUUGCAAGGAUGGGACUAUGCAUGUACCAGCAUGGAGAUGGCCAUGGCCAUCAAAAUUCUGAGCCUAGGGAUCGUAUAUUCGCACUGCUUUUUGAGCCCAUAUGUUGUCUUGCUUAGGCCUAAUUUUGGGUUCGCAGUUAAAUAACAAUUUUCAGGAAAUUGAAUAGCUUUUAAAUAUAUGAAGAAACUAAGUUCCCGUUUGGAUAGCAAGUCUUGGAGUUUUUAUAGAAAAAUAUAUUGUAGUGACGUUAAUGAUAUGAUGUAUAUGAAAUAAAAGUAUAUUUAAAAAAUAUAUCGAGAGAAUAAGAUUUCCUGUACUUUGCCCCCGGUUAGCUCAGACGGUAUCUAUAAUCUCCUCUUUAGGAGCAGGUCUCAGGUUCGACUCUCGGGAGCUACCGUGCUGUGAUUCUUGGGACGGGCUCUUACAGCCUGGAAGGAGUAGUCUGGCCCGCUCAGGUGAUUCCGGCUCGCUCAGGAUGGAAAAAAAAAAAAAACAAGA
This is a messenger RNA of Coffea eugenioides, 2200 nucleotides long. RefSeq names its product terpene synthase 10-like. The coding region runs from base 25 to 1818 and encodes 597 amino acids. Gene Ontology annotation, molecular function: terpene synthase activity; magnesium ion binding. The transcript is spliced from 7 exons. The record is from RefSeq and is a predicted model, not a curated record. Gene Ontology annotation, biological process: diterpenoid biosynthetic process. Lineage: Eukaryota; Viridiplantae; Streptophyta; Magnoliopsida; Gentianales; Rubiaceae.